Molecule: messenger RNA, 2447 nt
Organism: Desarmillaria tabescens
Lineage: Eukaryota; Fungi; Basidiomycota; Agaricomycetes; Agaricales; Physalacriaceae
Product: exo-beta-1,3-glucanase
Exons: 23
Molecular function (GO): polygalacturonase activity
Source: RefSeq, a predicted model, not a curated record
CACCAGGCACGCCGCCUAACUUCCUCAGGGCUUCCUCAGGCUUCAUCUCGGUUCAUCGAUAUCCAUCUCUGGUGCAACUCAUUCCGUUCCCUAGAGCGUCUGCUGUAGUACAAGCCCACCUAUAAAUUGAAGAGGCCGUCUGAAUCUCGGAGAACUGCUGCCUAGUAAAGAGCCGAUUGACUGACUGCAAAGGAAACCUGUUUGGGACACCUUGACACUGAAUACAGGUUUACCUGUCAGGGCAAAUGUCUCUUUUCCGUCGUAUGAUUCCGCGGUUGACGCCCUCAAAGUCUGCGGUAGCCAACGAGGGAGAACCAUUUUGGCUUGAAGCUAUCAAGCAUCAAGGAACUUCUCCGUUCAAUAGUGAUCCAGGAUCGUACCAGGUUUUUCGUAACGUCAAGGAUUUUGGAGCGGUCGGCGACGGGAAACACGACGACACAAAAGCUAUCAAUCGCGCUAUCUCUCACGGUAAACGUUGUGGGGGAGGAAAGUGCAAAUCUUCCACCACUACACGCGCCAUCGUUUACUUUCCGGCGGGGACAUAUCUCGUUUCAAAGUCAAUCAUAGCCUACUACGCUACUCAGCUCAUUGGUGACCCUAAGAAUCCCCCAAUAUUACUGGCUUCAAAUUCUUUCAAUGAUAUCGCUGUUAUCGAUGUCAACCCUUACAUUCCUGGGGGUCAUGGUGCUCAGUGGUACACGGCCACUAACAAUUUCUUCCGUUCUGUGAGAAACUUCGUGAUCGAUGUCACACAGGUACCUGCCACAAAAUCUCAAGGUACAGGUAUCCACUGGCAAGUGGGACAAGCCACAUCACUAUUCAACAUCAAAUUUGUGAUAAUUUGGAUGGAGAAUGGAAGCGGUGGAUUCAUGUCAGAUCUCGAGUUCAAUGGAGGCAAAUUUGGGAUGUGGGUAGGCAACCAACAAUUCACCGUUCGGAACGUUGUUUUCAAUAGGGUUAACACUGCUGUUUAUGCUAUCUGGAAUUGGGGUUGGACAUUCCAAGGCGUAACUAUCAACGACUGUCAAGUCGGGUUUGAUCUACUAACUGGUGGCACAACGGCGGAGAGACAAACAGUAGGCGCUGAGGCGAUCAUCGAUGCUACGGUCACAAAAACGGAAAUAUUCGUACGCUCAUCCACUCCUAGUAACGGAUCCCUUGCCGGGUCCUUGGUCCUGCAAAAUAUUCAACUAACUAACGUGUCUGUCGCUGUCGGUACUGGAGACGGGGCCAUUGUUUUGCCGGGAACUCGAAUUGGGAUCAAAACGAUCAAGUCUUGGGUUCAAGGCAACGUCUAUAAUGGUUCAAACCCAGAUGGGAGGUUUAUCCAAGGACAGAUGGACGUCCCUGCUAUGCCUGCUUCUCUCCUCGGUGAUGACGGAAAAGUCGUUGGACGUACUAUUCCGGUGAGCGGGUUCGUCAGUGUCAAGGAUCACGGCGCGAAGGGAGAUGGAAGGACGGACGAUACGCACGCAAUUCAAUCAGUGUUGAACAAACAUUGCGAUAGCAAGGUUAUUUUCUUCGAUGCCGGCGUGUAUGUCGUCACUUCCACGAUCACUAUUCCUGCGGGUAGCCGUAUAGUCGGCGAGGCUUGGUCUGAGAUAUCAGGAAAGGGUGAAUACUUCAAGGAUGUUAAUAAUCCGAAGGUGGUAGUUCGCGUCGGCGAGCCUGGAUCUCGGGGAUCCGUUGAAAUCACAGAUAUUGUAUUCAGGCUGAUUGUUUUAGCUCCCGGCGCUAUUAUCCUUGAAUGGAAUGUUCGUGGCCACGACGAUAAUCUCGCAGGACCAGGAAUGUGGGAUAGUCAUAUCAUUAUGGACUCGGCGCACUGUCCACAGGGGAGCGAACCUCUAUCGUGUUCCUCGGCUUUCUUGGGAUUGCAUUUGACGUCGAAUGCUACUGCGUUUUUGGAGGGAACAUGGGUCUGGCUCGCGGAUCACGACCUUGACAAGGACGGCGAAGCCCAAGUGACUCUCUUCUCUGGUCGAGGAAUCUUAUCGGAGUCUCGUGGUCCUGUGUGGAUGGUGGGAACAGCCGAACAUCACUCUCUUUAUCAAUACAAUCUUGUGAAUGCAAGUGAUCAUUAUAUGGGUUUAAUACAGACAGAGACCCCAUACUAUCAGCCGGUCCCCCCUGCACCCGGUCCUUUCGGUAUCAAUGACGGCUACAAUGAUCCCGUAUUCGAUCCCAACACGAUCAGCGCUUGGGCUCUACGGGUCCAGUCAUCGCAUAACAUUUUUAUUUUUGGUGCCGGAUUAUACAGUUUUUUCAACAACUAUUCGCAAUCCUGCCUCGCAACUGUUUCAUGUCAACCCCAGAUCGCAGACAUUGCAUCAGACAGCGACGUGUACAUCUAUUCGUUGUCGACUGUCGGGACGACGUAUCAAGUUAGUGUGGACGAGAAGCCGGUUGUCCAUCACGGUGCCAACGCGAACGGGUUUGCACAGACA